This is a messenger RNA of Strigops habroptila (Kakapo), 7728 nucleotides long. It is a transcript of the gene TMC3, whose product is annotated as transmembrane channel like 3. Gene Ontology annotation, cellular component: plasma membrane. The transcript is spliced from 28 exons. Bases 2326 to 6402 code for a protein of 1358 amino acids. Gene Ontology annotation, molecular function: mechanosensitive monoatomic ion channel activity; lipid binding. The record is from RefSeq and is a predicted model, not a curated record. NCBI's taxonomy places the organism in Eukaryota, Metazoa, Chordata, Aves, Psittaciformes, Psittacidae.
UUCAUAUUAUGUAUGUGACCCCAGCACUGGCAGGAUUAGAGCUACAUAAACAUGAGGCUUGCAUUGUCCCUUUGUUUUUUAGACUUUAGGCUUUCUUCUAACAAAGGGAAACAAAAUUUAUCUUCCUUGUUGACAUGUUAAGAUAUACCAGCUAAAUAAAUCUACGUAAAUCAUUACUGUUAGUAUUUAAAUGGUUUUGGUAGUGCUAUACCACCAUCAUAUUGAAGGAUACUGCUUUAACUGUGAAAGUUAGUAAUCCCUGGGAACUACCAAUGAUAUUAAGUCUUAAUCUCUCCCAGAUUCCUGGGGAAGCUUCACAUAAGAUACACCAAAUGUGCUCCGGGCUUUACUGUUGGCUACAUUUUGGAAAUACAGAGUUGCCUUUAUCUGGUCCUUCCUUAUAAUCUGAAAAGUGUGGAGUGAGUUACACCGAAUGGACUUACUUUUUCAAAACUGUAAAACCAUGCAAGUAACUCUCAGAGUACAAAUAAUCAGGCUUGUGACUACUUAGCCCUUUAGUUCUUUAAAUAAGUACAGUACAAAGGACAGAACCAUGUUAAUGGAAAAGUAACAUUUAUCAGCAAGUUAUUAUUUUAGAUUAAGUCAGGGCAGAAGGAAAAAGCAGCCUGUGCUAUUCUCUACAGGAAAUUUAGCAGAGAACUUGAUGUUCUUUCUUGUCAGAGGCUGCAAAUAAAAGUUAACUACAAGAGACCAUUGAUUUAUGUAACUGAAACCCUUUCUGCAUUGUGCAUAGUGCUGUUAAGGAGAGAAAAUACCAAGUUAGGAACAAGUGAAAACUCUCUGUAAACUCUUCCUUUAUCUCCCACAUUCUGAGCAUCAGAUUAUGGGUAUAGAAACUAUUCAUAUCAAGUAUUCUUUGUCAGUUUUGCUCUUUUUUAAUAAUAUAACCCAGAAUACCCACAACUUCUACGGUACAGAAGGGCAUUGCAAAUUCGCCUGACCAUGCGUCAAGUUUUUCAGCUGCCCUGGUCCCAGCAAAGCUUGGAGCAGUGACAACCCAACACCAGUAUCAAGGAGAUGCUGAUGGAGAGGGUGGUGUUCAUGCUGACUAUAGGAAUGGUGUCAGAGGACUCUACCCCAUGAAUAUAUAGCUGCUGGCAAGUACAGUAUGUCAGCUGCCCAGUAGUUUAUGUUGGAUUAAAUGGAUGGGUUGCUUUUUGAGUUGAUGUGACUGAGUCAAAGCUAUUGCUACUGUGUUUUGGUUGAGACAUUCAAAAUUGAAAAGUAGUGUUUUGCUAUCAGUUUUAUCAUGCAUAUGAAUACUUUGAGUGAAUUGGGAAGUUCAUCCCCAUAUGAUGCUAGUUUAUAAUGUAAUAAUUCAUAAGCAUCAUAUGAAAGGCACUGAGUGCAUCAUUCCUGUGAAAUGCAGAAAUGCCAUCCUUAUUCCUCACAGCUCACAGCACCAGUCCAUAAAUUAUCUUUAAAGAGAUCCUGUGUAAAGAUAAUUUUAGUAUCUAUUAAAUUAAUUUUGUAACAAAUAGUUUAGUAGAGCUGAAGAAAAGGGAAAUGAGCAUCAGAUGAUUUUUUGCAGUGUUUUAUCUCUAGGAAUAACCAUUAUUGUUAUCAAUAAUCUAGUCAGUACUUACUAUAAAUGCUAAAGAUGAUAUAGUAAUGACUGAUACAGUUGAUUAAUGGAGUUGAACAUAAUUGAGAUAUUACAACUGCCAAGAAACAGUGAAUUGCUUGGUAAUCUGUUCUUGCCUGAGUAGCAGGUGUUUUGAUACGUCCAAGAGAAUAAGCCAUAAAUUUAGGUAUAAGGAAUGCUGAGGUGCUGGGGGCAAGGCCCAGGAAACCAGAAACAUCAUGUUCUGUCAGGGCUGUCCUCUGGGAGAGGAUCUGGAAGUCCUAUGGGAGAAUGGCAUUGUGUUUUUCUCUGUUAGUAAAGGCCAAAAUGCAAACCCUCUUACUUUACCCAAGAAGAACGCUGUCUCAAGCACAUGAAACAGAGACAUUAACUGUACGUUGACCUUGGAAACAUCACCCAGCGUGGACCAGUGUGGAGUGGUGGGAUGGCAUUUUGAGGGAAUACCUCAUUGAAUUAAGCCCUGCAGCUGGCCCACCCUUGGUCUCUGCUCCCUACCUCACUUCUGGGCAUCCCACUUAAAAGUGCCCUGGCCAGGACUGCUGUGCACUGCCGCUUUAAGGUCCUCUCCACGGCUGGAGCACCAGGCGCAGGCAGCAAUCCUCUGCUCUGCAGGGCUCGCAGUUGCUCACUGCUCUUUACUUAAUAACAUUUGGCUGCAUGAGACAUCUGACAGUGAGCUGAAGGCUUCCCUCUCUGGUGGCAGAGUUUCACCUGCCCUCAUGGCAGCAGCGACGGGCUCUGCUGCAGUGAAAACUGCCAAGUCCUGCAAGAAGUAUCGCACAGUGAAGCGGCACGCUGGCAUCUACACCUACCAGGAGCCACCCCACAGCAACUCAGAUGAAGAUAUCAGUGAAGAAAAGGCUGAGAGCCAUGAUCCAGAGCAGAUCUUCCAGAAUAUCCAGUACCAGAAGGAGAUUAUGUCCAAUAUCCGCUGCCGACCAUGGCCGAUGAGGCAGAAGCUGAGAGCACUCAGACAGGCGAAGGAGAUUGUGCUGAAGUAUGAAGGGAGGCUCACUAGAACAAGAGGUUACCAGGCUGCUGGGGCAGAGCUUUGGAGGAAGUUUAUUCGACUUGCAUAUAAUUUUGUGGUCAUCUUUAUUCCUUGGGAAAUGAGAAUAAAGAAGAUAGAGAGUCAUUUUGGGUCUGGAGUUGCCUCUUACUUCAUCUUCUUGAGAUGGCUGUUUGGAAUCAAUAUUGUACUUACUAUAAUGACAGGAGCAUUUGUAGUCUUACCAGAGCUACUGGCCGGGGCAGCGUUUGGCACCACAGACAGAAAGACCAUUCCUGAGGAGCAUGUUGCAUCUGCUCAAGACCUGGACACCAUCUGGUCACUAGGGGGCUACCUCCAGUACUCUGUUUUGUUUUAUGGCUACUACGGUCGUGACAGGAAGAUUGGGAAAGCUGGAUAUCGUCUGCCUCUUGCCUACUUCCUUGUUGGAAUGGCAGUGUUUGCUUACAGCUUCAUCAUUCUCUUAAAAAAAAUGGCAAAAAACUCAAGAAUGAGUUUAGCAAGUGCCUCUGAUGAAAAUUACACUUUCUGUUGGAGACUGUUCUGUGCUUGGGACUACUUAAUAGGAAACCCCGAGGCUGCAGAGAGCAAAGCUGCUGCCAUAGUUAAUAGCAUUAGGGAAGCCAUACUGGAAGAGCAGGAAAAGAAGAAAAGCAAAAACUUGGCAGUGACUAUAAGCUUAAGAAUUAUUGCAAACAUCCUCGUGCUCCUCUCGCUUGCUGGAAGUAUUUACAUUAUAUACUUUGUCGUGGAUCGAUCCCAAAAGUUAGAGCGCACUAAAAAGGAAUUGACUCUUUGGGAAAAAAAUGAGGUAAGCGUAGUUGUGUCACUGAUUACAAUGAUUGCACCCUCUGCUUUUGAGCUUGUGGCAGCUUUAGAGAUGUACCAUCCAAGGACCACUCUUCGCUUCCAGCUUGCCAGGGUUCUUGUUCUAUACCUGGGAAACCUCUACAGUUUAAUCAUUGCUCUCCUGGAUAAAGUGGACAGUAUGAGUGUCACUGACUCUGACGUUAACCACAAUGCAACUAACUUUGCCACCUUUUCAACAACUAAAACGCCUUCUAAAGAAGACAAUUUAUCUACAACUAUUCCCGAUGUGCGCAGUAAGAGAAAUGGCAUUGUCAUACUGGAAGAGAGUCGUGCUCAAGGCAUGACAGUCUCUGACUCACUAGUUAACAGAACAGUCUCCUUGAACUCUAACACCCAGAACCCACAAGAUCAGUGCUGGGAGACCUAUGUUGGUCAAGAGAUGCUAAAGCUUUCAAUUAUCGACAUGAUUUUCACAGUCGCAAGCAUCCUGCUAAUUGAUUUUUUCCGUGGACUGUGUGUCCGAUAUUUAAGUGAUUGUUGGUGCUGGGAUCUAGAAAGCAAGUUUCCAGAAUAUGGAGAAUUCAAAAUUGCAGAGAAUGUAUUGCAUUUAGUCUACAACCAAGGAAUGAUCUGGAUGGGAGCUUUCUUUUCACCUUGCUUACCAGCAUUCAAUGUCCUCAAGUUGAUUGGACUCAUGUACCUGAGGAGCUGGGCUGUGUUAACGUGUAAUGUACCACAUCAGCAGGUUUUCAGAGCAUCUCGAUCCAAUAAUUUCUACUUGGCCAUGUUGCUGUUCAUGUUGUUCUUAUGCAUGUUACCAACAAUUUUUGCUAUUGCCCGAUAUAAGCCAUCUUUAAGCUGUGGUCCCUUCAGUGGACAAGAAAAAAUAUAUGAUAUCGUUUCUGAAACAAUUAAAAGUGAUUUUCCCACAUGGUUUAACACGGUGAUUACUUACAUCAGCAGUCCCGUGGUUGUUCUCCCUGCACUAUUACUAUUAUUCAUGCUGAUCUAUUACUUACAAAGUAUUGCAAGAUCAUUAAAAUUCACCAACAAUCAACUCAGAAUGAAGAUCCAAACAGAAAGAACUGAAGAUAAGAAAAAGGUGGUUCAGAUGGCAGUAGCCAGAAUACAAAAUCUGGAUGGGAAUGACAAGAGGCCAGAGCCAGAAACUGAUAUUAUCAGCCAGGAGUCUUCUGUUCGGUCCUCAACUCCUCGAAAGAAUGGCAGUGUCCUGAACUUUGAAUCUCCUGUGACCAAAGGCACCAGAAUACAAACCAUUUCCCAGUCCGUGCCCCAAACUGUGCCCUCAACUGAUGUUGCAAGACCCAUCAACGCAACUCCCACAACUUCAACCUCUUUAACGCCAGCUCCCUCAGCAUCAAGUGUACAGAAACCAAGAAAUGAUCAUAUCACAAACAGGUACCCAAGCAUUGUGCAUAGGAGUGCAAGUGAGCUCUGUAAAACAAAGCCCUAUACACCGGUGACAUUCAAAAAGCACACUGAAGAUGUUCAUUCUGAGCCUCUCUUCAGAAAAGGGAUCCGGCAGGUAAAUCCGGAUGCCCUUGGGGCAGGAGCUCCUGUUUUUCUGGGAUGUAGACCAUAUGCUACCAGGUAUUUUGUUGUUAAUGAAAAUGAGACCCGCAAGAAAUCGCUCCGUUCUACCUCCCGACUCCAAAGGCACUUCAGGAAGGAGGAACCAGGUGGUAUUAUUGAGUUGUAUCCACGCAACAUCAGGAGAUACGUGGUUCGAACACCACACCAGAUGUAUUCCCCUCAUCCCAGUGAAGAUGAGGAGGAUGAAGAGGAACUUGGUAGAGAAUUCAUGAACAGAUCCCACCGCCCUCGCUCACUGUCUGAUCUUCGCCCAGCACCACGGUUUUACAUUGGGGAACACGGUGAUGGCCACAUUCUUAUGAGCAAAGAUCUAGCCAGAGUGCAUUACAAAUCCUGGGAUGACGGUUUUGAGCUAGACCUGGACAGGCCUCCAUAUGCUUACAAGAAAGUGCACCUGAACUAUCCUGAGCCUCGUGUGAAACCAAAAUCAAAGCAAAAGCUGGAGCAAUCACUAACAGAGUCUGAUUCCAUUUCCAUUGAAUCCAGCAGUGAUCCGCAGAACAGUGGCAAUGACCAGUACAUUCAGGUCAUUCAUAGCAAGGAAAAGUAUGCGAAACCUGGGUCAAAACUCAACAAAAAGAAAACAAAAAACAGUGUUGAUCUAAAUAUGUCUGAGCCUAACGAGCUGGUCUGCUCAAAUGUCUGCGGCGCCGCCGCCAUCGGCCCACGGGGGCGGUGCGCACGGAGCCCUCAUAGGCGGCAGCCGAGCGGUAGCUCCGCCCUCCCGGCCAUGGACUACGCGGAGCUCGCCGUGGCGGCGGCCGAGAAGAUGGAGCUGUACCGGCAGGAUCCCGGUGGCUGGCGGGGCUGCCGGCGCACAAGCGAGGUUUCGGUGUCAUGGAGACCCUCCGCGGAGUUUGCCGGCAACGUGUACAGGGGCGAGGGGAUCCUGCCUGCCAGUCCCCUGGAUGUCUGGGAGUGUAUAAAGCCGGUGGCCGGAGGGCUCAGGACCAAGUGGGACCAAAACGUGAAGGACUUUGAGGUCAUCGAAGCCAUCAAUGAUGCUGUCUCUGUAUGCAGAACCACAACCUCUUCAGCUUUCAUGAGGGUUAUUUCACCAAGAGAAUUUGUGGAUGUGGUACUGAUGAAGCAAUUUGAAGAUGGGACGAUGCUAUCUGCUGCAACCAAUGUGGAACACCCGCUGUGUCCUCCUAGACCAAAUUUUGUGAGAGGUUUGAAUUAUCCCUGUGGCUGUUUCUGUAUACCUCUUCCAGGGGAACCAGACAGGACUCAACUCCUCAGUUUCUUUCAGACUGAUCUUGGUGGCUAUCUUCCCCAAACGGUGGUGGAUUCCUUCUUUCCAGCUAGCAUAGCUGGUUUUUACAGUAACCUGACCAAAGCUGUUAAGCAAUUAAAAGCAUGACAAGACCAAUUACUGGCCUCACCAGCUGAGGGUAGGAAAAAACCUGGCUGCCUGAGGGUAGAAAUAGGAAGUUUGCCUACAGGACUUUCUACCAGCAAAGAUAUUAGGAAAGGUGAAAGGGGAACAAUGAACUUUUAAACUAGCGUUUUCUAUCUGUCUAUGCAAAGCAAUGCAUUUUUUAAUACUAUAUCCUUCGUUUUCAUAAUUAGAGCAAUACCAUACCAGAGGCUGGAAGAAUCCUGGAGGCAGCACUAGUGGCUGCCUGAGGGGAGAUGAUGCACAUACUGGAUUUGUUCUUGGCCAUGCUUUAUCAGUGUCUGUGAGGAGUAGAAUUGCUAAAAUCCGCUUAGCACUACAGCAUUAGCGUGGUGUAGGUCAGCCUGUUUUGCCUCUGAAGCUCCUGUGGAACAAUGUUCCUUCCCCAAAAGAAGAGGUAGCUCUUCUGCUGCCAGCACUUGUAAAGCUGCUAAGAUGCUUCAGUGGGUCCAAACCAGCAAAUGGUAGAAGCCAGAACAGAUUAGAUUGUGUGGAGGAUCCUACUUGUUUGUUCCAGCAGACUCAGUACUAACAGUAAAUAUGCCUUAAGUGCUUUUUUUUUUCCCCCUAAAUCAAGGUCUAGCAGUGCAAAUCAAUUUGUAGUCUGUGGGUCUGUAAAUAGACCCUGUUCUUUUCUCCCCUCUGUACCAACACCAGUGAUCUCCACAAUGUUAUGAAACAAACUGCACUGACACAGUGGCAGUAAAUAGAGGAUUAAGCACUUUACUUGCUAUUUUUUAAACUGCACUUGAAAUGACCGUUUUUAACUGCACUUGAACAUUUUUUUGUUCUCUUGUGGUGAGAGGUUGUAACGGGUAAAUAAUCUUUUCUAUAGCUUUGUCUUGACAGGCCAUAAUGAUGUUGCUUUUUUUCUAAGACUAGUUUGCCUGACAGCACUGUCAUGGGAAAUCAGCUCCUGAUCUUGUGUGCAGUGAUGGGUCUAGCUUUUGAAAAUAUUUAUGGUGCUGGUUACGGCAGGAAUGUCAGACAUUACUGUGGAUUACGUAUAAUUACAAAAGGAAAAACUAAUUGCUGAAUUAGGAAUUUGAAUGCAGGUUGUGAUUUUAAUGCUAUAACUCAAUAAUUAACAAGGUUAAUAUGCUCUGCUUUCUGUCCUAGUAUUUCCUUUAUAUUUAGUAUAGGACAUGGAGUUGCACACAGUCUCCCACUGUAAAUCUCACUCUAUGGAAUAGAUUUUUCAAUGAAACAGUUUGUAAUCUAGUCUCCUUUGUAUACAGAGGUGUAAAAACUUGUAUGCAUCUGAUGAAAUAAAUAUUUUUUUGCUACGUC